AUGAAGCCGUUGCUCGCUAGACAGGGAGCAAGAACCUUGUUCAAUAACAUCAGCCGUCGAACCGUGCUUUCAUGCUCCGAUUCAAUGAUUUUGAUGAAAGAAGGACUCCUGUCAUCAGCGUCCAGAAUAGAACAAUUACCACUCCCUAUUCAUCGUUCCUCCUUGUUCAGGACACAACAACAACGCCAUUUCAGAACAUCGCUCGCACCAGGCAAUUCAAAGAACACAGACAAGAAGGCUCUUAAUACCAAUGAUGAUGAUAGUUUAUAUCUGGAAGAAAAUAAUGUCAAGGGUUGCAUUGUUGAGUUUUAUGACAAAUCUACAGAAUCCGUGCGACUGGGAUUGCUCGAUGAAAAAGAAUUUGUUAUUCAUCAGGAGGAUUUUACAACAAUUAAAUUAUCGGAAAAGCUGAAACACAAGGAUGUUGUCAUUAUUGAAAAGUGGACAAAUGUUCUCAUCACAUUUAAUGAUUUAAAAGAAGUCAAAGAAAAGGCUAACUCCACAGUGUUAGAUCAGAAUUAUUACGUUGAUUUUGAACUUCGGUUAGAAAAUUUAUUAAUUGAGGCUUAUACUUCAGGAAGAAGAUUUACAUCAUCAUCUCUUGCAGGAGAAUUAUUCGAUUCAGAGGUUCCUUCUUUAGUUACUCGUUAUAUUGCUUUUUAUUUGUUCGAGUAUUCUGGAUGCUUUAAAUUUGAUACAAGAACCAACAAGUAUAUGGUCAUUGAAACCGAUGCCAGCCAAAUGAGAAUCAAAGAUUUUGUGAAGAGAGCUCAGAGAAGAAUACAUGAGGUCAAUGAAUUCAAACUGAAGAAACAAUUCGUGGAUCAAGCAAUCUUUGCUAAUUACACUAGUUUAAAUCUCCAUCUUCCAACCAAGUGGGAUCCAAUUAUUGACGUUCCAAUUUUGAGAAAGAUUGAAUUUUUCAUGCUUUCUAACAAUGAGAAUGAAAAGAAUAGAGGUCUCAUUAAUACAAUUUUAGAAACAUUUGGUUAUCCAAAAACAAGAAAAGGUGCUGCUUUGUUUCUCCAUGCUGUAGGACAUUUGCAGCUUGAAACAUCAGCUUCAUUUCUCACUGAAGAAGGUCCAUCCUAUGAAUCCAUAGACAUUUGCUCACGAAGAAUGAAAGAAAUAUUUCCUUCGUUUUUCAAACCCUUUUCCAAAGAGUCGGAAAGACUUUCACAAUUUCUUUUUGACAAGAGUAGUUCAAUCAUUGAGAAGGAAAAGCUCAACCCCGUUCGAAGAGAUUUACGUCAUUUGAAAGCUAUUGCCAUUGACGACAUUACUACUCAAGCCUAUGAUGAUGCUAUUUCUGUUGAACCAACCCCUACUGGAUUUAAACUCUAUGUUCAUGUUUGUGAUAUUUCUUCCUUUAUUACCAAGAAUAGUCCAUUAGAGGUUGAAGCCAGAUCCAAGAUGAAAACUCUUUAUGGAAAGAAUAGACUACGACUUAUGCUUCAUCCGAAUGCCAUUCGAUCUGCUACCCUCAAUCCAGACCGAGAAAACUUGGCAUUGACUUUGGAAAUAAUAUUUUCUAAAAAUGGAUCAGAUUUCAAGUUAGAUCGAUAUGAAUUUUAUAGAAGUACACUUGGAAAUAUUGAACUCUAUACCUAUAAUAUGGUAGAUAAUAUUUAUGGGCAAUACAUCAAAAAAAAAUUAGCAAAAAACAAAAAGAAUAUGGAACAAUCCACAAGAAUGUUAACUGAUGUUUACGAUGUUGCUGUGGAUAUCGAUAAGGUGAUUGAAAUACCUAGACCUUCAAUAACAUCUCCCUCAAGAGACGUUGUAACAAUAAUCAUGACUAUUGCAAACAGUAUUUUGGAAGCCCAUAUCAAACGUAAUAAUUUGCAACAUUUAUUCCCAUCUACAACAUCCUAUAUUAGAUUUACAUCUCCUCUAAGAAGAUAUGCAGACCUUGCUACUCAUUUACAAUUUGUUGCUCUUCUUGAACAUCAACAGACAAAAGAUAUUGAUGAAUCUAAACUUGUAUAUACUGAAAAAGAAAUCAAACAAAUUAAUUCAGAAAUUCAAACAUUUGAAAAAGAUUUAGCAGAGACUGAAAUGAUUAUUGAAAGACAAAAAAGAGAGGUGGCACGAAAGGACAACCUUCAAAAAGAAUCCAAUCAACGACAAACGUCUCAAUCUGCUGGUCGUGUUGUUGGUCAAGUUGUGAAAAAACGAAAGGGUAUGAGCAAUGUGUAUAUCCAAGCACUUGAUAAGACAGUUCCAGUUCAUUUGGUUGAAUAUGAUGAAGUGAAAAUGAUAGAAUUGGUAUUGAAUGUAUUACCAGAGUCAGAAACUGCUUCCUUUGAGCUACUUGGAUGGCCUUCCACAAUUAAAAAGAUGAGAGAGAAUAGAGUUCCAAAUGACAUUAAGGAAGGGUCAAAAGUUGUUCUCAAUGUUAAGAGUAUUGAUUACAAUGAGGUGGAUGGUACCAUGAAACAUGUGAUUGUAGAACAUUGUUUUGAAGAAAAGGUUGAUAAUUACUCGGUAUAA
This is a messenger RNA of Naegleria lovaniensis, 2493 nucleotides long. RefSeq lists its product as uncharacterized. The transcript has a single exon. The record is from RefSeq and is a predicted model, not a curated record. Gene Ontology annotation, molecular function: RNA binding; 3'-5'-RNA exonuclease activity. Gene Ontology annotation, biological process: mRNA catabolic process. NCBI's taxonomy places the organism in Eukaryota, Heterolobosea, Eutetramitea, Acrasida, Naegleriidae. Bases 1 to 2493 code for a protein of 830 amino acids. Gene Ontology annotation, cellular component: P-body; exosome (RNase complex).